CACACGUUGCAGAAAGAUGGGAAAGCGCCGCAGAGAACGCGACAAGCCCAAAUAUGCGCCAGAUGGCGCUUACGAUCCCAACAAGCGCGUCCUGCUAAGCUACGGCACCGACGAUGAAGAUGACGAAGUCGCGACGCGCGAAGUCGAGAAGGCGGCAGAGCUGGCAGUGAAUGACAGUCGCCUUGCCAAUUACCAAAUGACCGAGUAUCCUGAAGACGAAGGAGAGGGUGAGGUAACCGUCGGCGCUGUAACCGAACUUGCGCCAAGUUCUGGGCUCAAGGGUAAGGAGAACACAAAACCAGAGCCCGAACAGAGGAUUGGACAAGAGGGCGCGGAAUGGGAACCAACUCUUGAUAAAGAAGUGCCGCGAGCAGUCACAUUCAGACAGAGUCGGACGAGUGGGAAAGCUCGCGAAACUGGAGAUCCCGAAACGGGACAACGACUCGCUCUAGGCGCUGCAGCACGCGACCACGACGAUCACGAGGAGGAGUAUGACAGCACAACAGAAGAGGCUCUGGCAUAUCUCAACUCGGUCAGAGAAGAGCGGCAAGCCAUUCCCGAAGUUCUAGCAGCAACACGGCAAGUCUUGGACGACCACAUGGAAGAUGGUGAAGAGCCUGACGCUGACAAUGAUUGUCUGAUUGAGGAGGAUACAUAUAUCGCCAGUCCAGCGCUGCCUGUUCCAGAGGCAGAUAUCACAGAUCCACAAUACGUCUUCACGGGAGUUCUCCGGGAGCGUUUCUUGAUGCAGCGCAAGUGCCUCCAAAUGAACAACAAUGCCGCCGACCUAGCAGAGCUCGGUGACGGCUAUCCCACCUCUUACCAAGAGGGUAAUCGCAAACAAUAUGCCAAAUGGCAUCAUGUGUUGGGCAGCAGAUCUCCCAUGCCCGCUCAGGUGCGCUCAAUCAGCCAGGACACUGCUUUCCGGCUCCUGGCACUUCUACAAGAAGCAUAUCUUGUGAAGGGUAAGAACAUCAAGACUGUCACCAGCGCCUGGAUUUGGUCGUUGCUAUGCAGAUUGGACGAUGUCGGCAAUAUGAACAACGACCAGGUCUUCCCACUUCGCGAGCUCGGCAAGAGAGUGGUCUUUCUGCAAUUGCAAUUUUGCGACCCAGAGACAGCCGCACAACUCGAAGCACUUGAGCAGCAGGAGCAAGACACGCCUGCGAUGCUGCACCCAGAUACAGAUGCAGACAGUGGUGCUCUGGAAGGCGCCGAAGUAGAUGUCCAUGAUGGAGUAGACCGUUCAUCAGACCCGCUAAACGCACAGCCUACGAAAACUCAUCACGCUGUAGCGACAGAGAAUACUUUGGCUACACUGGAUAUGAUCCUAGUCGUGGUCGGCGAAAUCUUUGGGCAGCGUGAUCUGCUGGAGUUUCGACAGCCGUGGACGAGCUGUGUUGGGGAUCCAGAAGCGUGAGGCAUGAACGGUGACUGCUUGUCAUAAGAUUGUUGCGCGCAUACCACUUGACUAGACGCCGCAUGCCGUAGCUACUACAAGCUAGGCUGGCCAUCAUGAGACAGCUCUCUGAUAGCUUCAGCUCUCGGCAGAGCGCCGCGCGGGCAAGCUCCUGUGGGCCCGCGGCUAAGGUAAUGCGGCGCUCACAUUAUUGCGACUUCACGUUAUAACUCGACUGCGCAGCGCACGUAGACUGCCCGAAAGCUGUGUGUGUAAGUACCCGAGAUAGGUAUUAUCGCACUGUACUUGUACAUGUACGUUUCUGUUCUUCUGCCUGACUUCCCACUCCCAUCAUGGCCUCGUCCAUUUCCGAGAUCACGAACCAGCAUCGUCCCGAUUUCCCCUACUACGAAGACCUUUACAAAUACUUCCAUGCACAUCCCGAGCUCUCGAAUCAAGAAAAGGAGACUGCAGCACGAGUUGUCCAAGAGUUGGAACGGAUCUCGCCAGAACUCGACAUUAGACCAAACAUUGGUGGCCACGGGAUUGCAGCUCUCCUCCGGAACGGCCCAGGCAAGACGGUCCUCCUCCGAGCAGACUUUGACGCCUUACCAGUCGAGGAAAAGACGGGCCUUUCUUAUGCCUCUACCGUUCGCCAAAUUUCCGUACAAGAUGGUCUCGAAAAGCCCGUCAUGCACGCGUGUGGACAUGAUAUGCACAUCACAUGCCUCCUCGCAGCAGCAGAGACUUUAGUAUCAGCACGUGAGACAUGGUCGGGCACACUGCUUCUCAUCUUUCAACCCGCUGAGGAACGAGGAACUGGAGCGAGAGACAUGGUCAACGAUGGCUUAUACGACCCGAAGCGACACAACGUUCCCAUUCCAGACAUUGUCCUUGGCGGCCACGUCGUACCCUGGCGCGCUGGCAUGAUUGGUACGAAGAGGGGCCUUAUCGCCACCUCUGCUGAUAGCAUGCGCAUCACGCUUCACGGAAGAGGAGGCCACGCCUCCAUGCCCGCCCGCCUCGUCGACCCAGUCCUCAUGGCAGCUCACACCAUCAUCAAACUCCAAACCAUCGUCUCUCGCGAAAUAGACCCCAUGGACGCAUGUGUCGUCACCGUAGCCAGCGUGCAAGCCGGUGAUACCGAAAACAUCGUCGUCGACGACGCCAGAAUCGCAGUCGAUGUACGAGCAGACAACGACCGCACCCGAGCCAAAGCUCUAGCUUCCGUCGAACGAAUCGUCAAAGCCGAAAGCUUAAGUCUGCGAGCUGUCAAGGAACCCACCGUGCAAGUUACGAGAGAUUUCCCACUCACCACCAACGACGACAGCGUCACCGCGAAACUCGAAGAAUCUUUCCAAGCCCAUUUCGGCACCUCUUCAUCUUCUCCCCCUCCCGCUUCCACGGACGGCGUCCAUUAUCAUUGCGCAUGUGAAAAGCUGGCGGGCUCGGAAGAUUUUAGUAUUUUGGGGAGUGCAGUGGGGAAACCUACGAGCUUUUUCAUGUAUGGUGGGACGGAGCAGGAGUUGUAUGAUGCUUGUGUUGAGAGAGAGGGGAGCACGUUGGGACUCGAGGGGAUUCCGACGAAUCAUAAUUCGAAAUUUGCGCCGCAAAUUCAGCCGACUAUGAAGGUGGGGAUUGAUGCGUAUGUUGUUGCUGCUUUGGGGUUUUUGGUGAAAGAGUAGGUAGAUAGGAAGGAGGAAGUUCAAGUUGCCUAAAAUAGCAUUAGACGCUUUUGCGGAAAAUCUA
This is a messenger RNA of Sphaerulina musiva SO2202, 3148 nucleotides long. RefSeq lists its product as uncharacterized. Gene Ontology annotation, biological process: spliceosomal snRNP assembly. The record is from RefSeq and is a predicted model, not a curated record. The transcript has a single exon. Bases 17 to 1420 code for a protein of 467 amino acids. Lineage: Eukaryota; Fungi; Ascomycota; Dothideomycetes; Mycosphaerellales; Mycosphaerellaceae.